Rhodamnia argentea is the source of this 941-nucleotide messenger RNA. RefSeq names its product protein GLUTAMINE DUMPER 5-like. The record is from RefSeq and is a predicted model, not a curated record. Gene Ontology annotation, biological process: regulation of amino acid export. The transcript has a single exon. NCBI's taxonomy places the organism in Eukaryota, Viridiplantae, Streptophyta, Magnoliopsida, Myrtales, Myrtaceae. The coding region runs from base 229 to 801 and encodes 190 amino acids.
UACCACAAGCUCCACUCGUGAAAUUCCGAAAAACCCACUUCCUCUGCUAUAUAUUAAGCUCUCUGCGCCUGUCACCUACCAUUCCCAUCCAAAGCUGAUUCCUUUCUUUUUUCAUCCUCUCCACCUUCUCUCUUGCUUCUCAGUCCUACCCAAACAGCUCCAAAACCUUCACAAUCCAAGCCAAGAAACGAACAAUUCAAAGAGAACCCCAGCGGAGAACUAAGAAAAAUGGCAGCUGCGAGAGGACACUUCAACUUAACGGCAAGAACCGUGCCCGAAUCCCACCAACACUCGGCAUGGCACUCCCCGGUGCCGUACCUCUUCGGCGGGCUCGCCGCGAUGCUCGGCCUAGUUGGCUUCGCGCUCCUGAUCCUCGCGUGCUCUUACUGGAAGCUGUCCGGCCACUUCGACGCCAGGAACGACAGCGAGGACUCCUUGCAGCAGAACCAGUGGGACCUCGAGGCCAGCGCGAAGGAGGAGGGAGCGGAUCGCGGCGGCAGCGAGAUGAAAGACAAGGUUUUCGAGGAGAAGAUAGUGGUGAUCGUCGCCGGUCGAGCGAAUAACAUGUUCUUGGCCACGCCCGUCUCGUACCCCAGCAGCAGCAACUGCAGUACCAGCAGCAGCAGUAGCUGCAGUACGAGGUUGUCUUGCUUCGAGGAGAGCGUGUGCGGCAGUGUUGGGGACAAGAGAGAGAAGUCGGCGGUCGGACAGGCGGAGAUUGGGAGCAAGCAUGGCGAGUCUCAUCAGGUGGAUAGCAGCGGGGAAUUGGAGAACCAGGAUGGCUUUGAUCAGAGAUCUUGAUCUGGGGAAUUCGUUUCUUUUGCUUUUAGAAUGAUGAGCUCGUGGGUUUGGGCAUGACUUAGCUUCAAGAAUUUUUCUUUUUUGCUGUCUUUUCCUAUUUUCUCAUCUUUUUAUUCCCCCGUUGUGGUCCGGGAACUGUA